AUGCCGCGCGGUUCUGUCCCUUCAUUAGUAAGUGUUUUUUUCCACAUUUUAUAGCCAAAACAACACAAUGGUCACUCGAAAAGAUUCGCUGGUUUUAGUCCAGUAAAUCUCUUGUUGUUUACAGAAUUUGACGGUGAUUCAUACCUAAUAUAAUAUAAAUUACUCCAAGUCAUGUGUUUGUUCGAUUCCAAAACAGAAAAUUGUGGUUUCUUUACUAAAACAUUCUUAUAUAUUUACUUUGGAAAAGCGUUUUAACCACAAGACAUUAAUGUUUCACAAUGCAAAUAAAAAAAUGAAAUUUAAGAACGUCCAGAAAAUGUGUCAUGGGAAUAUGUCGUUGGUGCGUCAAAAUACUAAAAAAUCUUAAAAGUAUCAUUUUAUUAGCCAUAAAAUAGCAAUCAAAAACGGUUUACUAGUUUUAGUAAAUUUGAACGUUACACACAAAGUGUCAUCAUGACAGCUUUUUUUCAACAUUAAUACAUGUACAAAUAACAAAAUAACUAAAAUUGUAUUUUUAUAAUGAUUAAAAUUUAUCAAAAAUGUUUUUCUUUGAACUUUUACUUAUUUAAAAAAUCAUAAACACUCAUCAUAUUGACAGCAUUUUUAGACACAACAGAAAAAUUAAUAUUUCAAAAAUAAAAUAUUUUUAAAACCUAAAACCAUGUAAAACACAUGAUUUUAAAGCCAAAAUAUAUUGAAAUUAUGUUUUUUAUAUUAUAAUAAACUUAUCUUUAUCUGAUUUUAACAUUUUAUUGAUUUCAGACACUGCCAACGGACCUAAAAAUGGCCGAUGGUUUGGAAGAUUUGGAAGCCGGAGAUUCCGAUCGGCGAAUUGAUGCGUGUGGCUUCAGAAGGCAGCAAGUAAGUUGAGAUUUAUAUUUAUCUUAUUCUUUAUUUAGUUUGACAUCUUCAAGAACAAGUUUCGGGAUGCUUUCGACGAGCACGGACAUGAGAAGUUGGCCAAUCUUGUGUUAGAUGGCAACUUGAAGAAGGAUGUCGUAAACACGAUGCGACGUCUUCAAAGAGCCAAGUUUACAUUGGAGAAGUAAGUUUUUAAUAUGGAUGAAAGGUUUUUAAUGUUUUUGAGAGUUUAGCUUAGGAAAGAAGGUUGUUUUUUUAUGAAUUAUGUUGUAGUACGCAUCAAAGAUAGGGAAAACUCGUAUUUUUGAUAUAGCUUUUUUCAAAAUGUGUUUAGAAGUUUUAAAGUUUGUGCAAUGUUAGAUUAUAAAAUUUUUUAGUUAAUAACGUAAAAAGCGGGUUUAAUUUAACCUUCUCAUUUUCAGUAUGAAUGAACAAGAUGCUGUGUCCGGCCUAGUGAAGAAAAUCUCAGAAUUGUACGAUGAAAUUGGUCGUGCAACAAAAGGAAGUGAUGAAUUUACGGUCAAUAACAUCAAACUCCCAGAUUACGAUGAUACAGCUUUCGAUUUGAUAUUUGGAAGUUCAAACAAGGACGAAGAGGUAUCAAUAUCGAACGUUCAGGAGUUGAACCACGCCUUUUCCGAGAAGAUCAACGAGGUUCUGGGAGCUGCACAACUACUGCUAAAUGAGUACGACGAGCUGAUGGAGUAUUUGAAAAGAGGUGGGGUUCCUUUGUCUCCAUUGCCUAAAGGAAAAUAGGGUUUUAAGACGUUGUGGAUGAGCAAAAUGCGUGUUUUUGGCAUAAAAAGUCAUUUUUUGUAAUUAUUGACAAUAGAAAUAAUAACAAAAUGUUGUUAGGUAUGAUAUUGUUGAAAAAGGUAAAUAGAUAAAUUAAACAAGGUAAUCAUAUUAGCAUAUUCUAUCAUCUUUUUGACCAAAAGACCUAAAACAUCAUUUUCAGUUAUCCAAUGUAAUUAA
Molecule: messenger RNA, 1836 nt
Organism: Bursaphelenchus okinawaensis
Lineage: Eukaryota; Metazoa; Nematoda; Chromadorea; Rhabditida; Aphelenchoididae
Source: the annotation of a GenBank genome assembly